Aspergillus pseudonomiae is the source of this 1539-nucleotide messenger RNA. Its product is annotated as cytochrome P450. Gene Ontology annotation, molecular function: iron ion binding; oxidoreductase activity, acting on paired donors, with incorporation or reduction of molecular oxygen; heme binding. The transcript is spliced from 4 exons. Lineage: Eukaryota; Fungi; Ascomycota; Eurotiomycetes; Eurotiales; Aspergillaceae. The record is from RefSeq and is a predicted model, not a curated record. The coding region runs from base 1 to 1539 and encodes 512 amino acids.
AUGGGCGCAGUUGAGCUGUUACUAGAAACCCGGUGGUUGAUUGUCGGUGGUCUUCUCGUGCUCUACUGCGUGAAAAAGGUCCAAACGUACUAUCGCCUUCGAAAGUUCAAGGGGCCCCUGAUCUGUGGUUUCUCCAGUUUUCAGCACACCCAGGCGGUGCUCAGCCUGCAGUGCGAACGAUGGUAUAAAGAAAUGACUGACACGUAUGGCCCCAUCGUCCGGAUAGGCCCAAAUGCGCUCAUCACCUCAUCGCCAGAGGUAUGGGCUCAUAUUAACGCAGUCCGGUCUCCAUAUAAAAGGUCGGACUGGUAUUAUCAUGCUGCUCGGUUCAAGCCAGGCGAGGAUCAUGUAUUCAGCGAGACGAAUAACGACCGGCAUGACCGGAGACGCAAGCAAAUGUUAAUGGGAUAUUCCGGAAAAGAAAAUCUGUCGCUAGAAGCCGACAUCGACCUGCGCGUGCGGGACUUUCUAGAUCUAAUUCGGAACGGAUACCUGUCCACCGAAGCCAGGGUGAAGCCAAUGGACCUGGCGAAGAAGGUCCAAUACCUGACAUUGGAUGUGAUCAGUACGGUCGGCCUGGGGAACAGCUUUGGCAUGCUGAAGGCGGAUCAGGAUGUCAAUGACUACAUCAAAUCCGGAGAAGAGGGCCUCUGGAUGUCGAACUUCCUGAUGGGCACCGGUCUGCACUGGAUCAUGCAGAUUGAGUGGGUUGGGAAGCUUCUCGGUCCCUCCACGAAUGAUUCUACGGGCUUUGGGAAGAUGAUGGCCACGACCGGGCAGAUGGUGGCGAAGCGACUACAGAGCUCCACCGACGCGAGGAGCGACAUGCUUGCUUCGUUUAUCCGGCAUGGGCUGAUCGGCAACGAGCUAUGGAUGGAAGCGUUUGAGCAGGUUCUAGCCGGAUCCGACACCACGGCGUCGGGGAUCCGGGGCAUCCUACUUUGCCUCCUUUCAAAUCCGCGAGUGUACAAGAAGCUGCAGGCGGAAAUCGAUGACGCGGUUCGAGACGACAAGGCACCUUCAAGCGAUAUUAUGCCUGACGCUCAGUUGCGGCGACUCACAUACCUGCAGGCAGUGAUUAGGGAAGGGCUACGGGUCUUUGUCCCGGUCGUCAACAUCUUCCCAAGGGACGUACCGUCUGAAGGCGACGAAGUCAUCCUUGACGGCGAGUCGGUUAAAAUCCCUGGCGGUACUUGGAUCGGGUAUUCUGCUCUUGGCAUGCAUCUCAACAAAGCCACCUAUGGCGACGAUGCGGAAGUAUUCAGGCCGGAACGAUGGCUGAUCGAAGACAAAGAUCACCUGGCGAAGAUGACGAGAGUCAAUGACCUUAUCUUUGGCUACGGUCGGUGGAAGUGUCUCGGUCAGACAGUUGCGCUGAUUGAAAUCAGCAAGACCAUUUUCGAGGCUCUGCGUAACUUUGAUUGGGCUCUUGUCAACCCAGAACAACCAUGGCGUAGAAGAAAUGUGAACGGCCUUUUUGCUGUGACCGACAUGUGGGUUACAGUGACAGCAAGAGAGAAGUUGGGCAGCUGUCUCUAG